CACACCUGUCUGCAUCUUCGCCAUUGCUGUCUCCUGCAGCCAUGUCCUACCCAGUGACCAGUCAGCCCCAGUGCGCUAGCAGCUGCUACCAGACCCAGCUCAGCGACUGGCACACGGGACUCACGGACUGCUGCAACGACAUGCCCGUCUGUCUGUGCGGCACUUUCGCCCCCCUGUGCCUCGCCUGCCGCAUCUCCGACGACUUCGGGGAGUGCUGUUGCGCGCCCUACCUGCCCGGAGGCCUGCACUCCCUGCGCACCGGCAUGCGGGAGCGCUAUCACAUCCAGGGCUCCGUCGGGCACGACUGGGCGGCCCUCACCUUUUGUUUGCCCUGCGCCCUCUGUCAGAUGGCGCGGGAAUUGAAGAUCCGGGAGUAAAGCAGCUCCCCGCGUCUCCUCCUUUUCCACCUGUCACACCCGGCCCCCUCGGCCCCCUCGGCCCCCUCUGCCCCCUCUGCCGCCUCGUGGGAGGGCCUGCCCCUCCGCGCUAUCCCGCUACCAGAAAUA
This is a messenger RNA of Callorhinus ursinus (northern fur seal), 506 nucleotides long. Lineage: Eukaryota; Metazoa; Chordata; Mammalia; Carnivora; Otariidae. The record is from RefSeq and is a predicted model, not a curated record.